AUGGUGGCGAUGCUGCAGCUGGCGCUGAGCUGCGCGGCGGCGGCGCCCGAGCAGCGGCCCAAGAUCGUGUACGUGGUGAAGAUGAUCGACGAGGUCCGCGCGUGCGGGGUGGAGGCGUCGGCGUCGGCGUCGCACGAGUCCUCCGGCGUCUCCGACUCGCCCGCCGUGUCGGAGGGCGGCGGCGGCGCGCUCAGCCAGUGA
Molecule: messenger RNA, 201 nt
Organism: Miscanthus lutarioriparius
Lineage: Eukaryota; Viridiplantae; Streptophyta; Magnoliopsida; Poales; Poaceae
Source: the annotation of a GenBank genome assembly